This is a messenger RNA of Penicillium expansum, 2343 nucleotides long. RefSeq names its product cytochrome P450. The transcript is spliced from 11 exons. Gene Ontology annotation, molecular function: heme binding; monooxygenase activity; oxidoreductase activity, acting on paired donors, with incorporation or reduction of molecular oxygen. NCBI's taxonomy places the organism in Eukaryota, Fungi, Ascomycota, Eurotiomycetes, Eurotiales, Aspergillaceae. Bases 1 to 2343 code for a protein of 780 amino acids. The record is from RefSeq and is a predicted model, not a curated record.
AUGGUAUCAACUGUCCACCUGGCGAUCUUUACGAUCAUUCUAGGUCUCACUGUCAUUCUGCAGACUUUCACAAAGAAAAGAGCCAAUCUACCCCCAGGACCGAAAGGCAAAUUCCUGAUUGGCAAUUUGUUUGAUCUUCCCUCGUCAGGAACACAGGAAUGGAUGCAUUGGCUGAAGCACAAAGACCUCUACGGUCCCAUCAGCUCCGUCACCGUCCUCGGCAAGACCCCGAUUAUCGUCAAUGAUCGAGACCUGGCAUUUCAAAUUCUAGAAAAGAAUUCUAUAAAGCAUUCCUCGCGACCGCACCUCAUCUUUGCCGGUGAACUAGCUGGAUGGGGUAAGUUAGUACCAAAUCAAGACAACACGCCGCUUCUUCGAGCCUAUCGUCGCGCAAUAACCAGAGUUAUCGGAACGCGAGAAUCCGCGGCCAAGUUUUGUGGGCUCCUCGAAUUAGAAGCGAGACGGUUCGCAUGCCGUGUUCUGCGUACGCUGGAGGAGUUCCUCGAUCAUAACAGGACCGCUUCCGGGGCUUUUCUUUUGACUGUUACAUAUGGCUAUAACAUUGAGCCUUGCAGUGAAGACCCCUUGCGUGUUGCCAGAGAUCAUGUUCAAACCCUCACAAGAUUCGCGGAGAGCCCGCUUGCAUUUACCAAGGCUCAAAUGGACCAGGGAAAAGAUACAGAGUGCUUUGUUUCGACUCUUCUCGGACAAGGCGAAGAUGAAGAAAUCGUCAAAUGGGCAGCGGUGGCAAUUUAUGGCGGUGCAGGUGAUACGACUACUGCAAUUCUAGAGGGCUUCUUUCUGGCAAUGACACUGUUCCCGGAAGUUCAACGCAAAGCUCAAGCCGAGAUAGAUGAACUGUUCGGCAAGCCUACUUUGCCAUCGGUGACCGAUCGGGAAAAGUUACCCUAUGUGAAUGCUAUCUUCAAGGAAGCUAUUAGAUGGUAUACUGUCGCGCCCUUGGGCAUUCCUCACCGAACGGACGAAGACGAUAUCAUCAAUGGCUAUUUGAUUCCCGAAAAUGAAAUCAUUGUACCGAAUACAUGGUCGUUUAACAAUGACCCGAUGAUAUACCCCAACCCCCAGGGUUUCCAACCCGAACGAUUCCUUUCCGAGCCCAGUGUGCUUGAGCCGGGAGAUGUGAGCUUCGGCUUCGGUCGCAGAAUUUGCCCUGGCCGUUUGAUCGCUGAAACUUCAAUCUUCCUCAUAAUUGCCCACACGCUGGCCGUCUUCGACAUCAGAAAGCCCACAGAAAAUGGCAAAGAAAUCGAGCCCACUGUAACCCUCGAUAUUAGCGAUAUUCGCUUUGAUAUCUCGUUUUAUGGCCCCUUUUUCAAGGAUCUGCCCAGGCGACUCGGAGAAAGUGCCGUCUUGGAUGCUGCCGCUCAGGCUUUGGUCUCUUCACAUCCCUUUCUCCAUCGUCUUCAUGUUAGAGAAGUUCCCCGCGAUGUGUUAAUGCUUUUUGGGAAAUCCGUUAGGGCAUUAAGGGAAUGUCUGGACAAUCCAGUUGAGGUUCGAUCGCCGCAUACCCUCUGUGCUAUUUAUCUCAUCUCAAUCUGUCAGGCUUGGCUUGGGAAGUUUGAAAAGCAAUCAGCCAGCCAUGGGACAGCCAUUGCACAUUUACUCAGGAUUGCAGAUAUCUCCAGGUACAAAAGUGGAUUCGAAAGAGAUUUGAUCGUCACUUUGAGUGUGCCGGUGAUCCUGGACGGAAUAUGCAAUCCUCGGGUUCAAAUGGCUCCGAGUUUCUGGAACGACAUGAUGAUCCUCAUCCAGCAAGGUUCCUCUCCAGCUCCGGAUAGUAUACCACGAUCAACCACGACUCUACUAUCGCUUUCACAGUUCCCAGGAUACCUCCACCACCCACACUCCCAUGCCCCCGAGAUCACCGCAGCAUAUAUCAAGCUCCAAGAAGACGCACAGAAUAUCUACCUGUAUCUAGACCAACCCACUGACCCAGCCGGUCUGUCCUCCCCGGUCCUUAUCCGACGGUCGCGCCAUCGAGCAACAUAUACCGUGGUCAUUGCUUUAGCACUUCUUCUAAACACCAUUCUUCGUGCACUGGAUCCAGAAAACGCCGUGCUCGCCGAGGAGUCGACUUUCUUUUGCGAGCGAAUUAUCAACGAGGCUGAGUUAGCUUCGCGCUACCGUCCAAUUGGUGCCGCUUAUGUCGUCCCUUGUCUGGUCGUUGCCUUGGGUACUGCAGAAUCUCCACAGCAGCUGGCACGCAUCGAGGCCACAUUGACAGAUUACCAGACUGACUUUGGGGGGUUUGAAUGGCGGGAACUUGCUAUGUGGCUCAGGGCUGUAUUUCACAGCCAUCGUGGGUUCCGGGAGCUUCUAUGA